Molecule: messenger RNA, 2724 nt
Organism: Pimephales promelas (fathead minnow)
Lineage: Eukaryota; Metazoa; Chordata; Actinopteri; Cypriniformes; Leuciscidae
Gene: clcf1
Product: cardiotrophin like cytokine factor 1
Biological process (GO): positive regulation of tyrosine phosphorylation of STAT protein; cell surface receptor signaling pathway
Cellular component (GO): extracellular region
Molecular function (GO): cytokine activity
Source: RefSeq, a predicted model, not a curated record
GCACGCGCCCGCGCGCGGUCACCCGACAGCUGUCAAUCACUUCACGCGCUCACUUUCUGAGACUUUAUUUAGGCUACUGUAUUUAUUAACUUUUUUAUAUUCACAUUACAGAUAUUUUAUAUAGCCUAUUUAUCUUUAUAUAGCGCUCCAGGCACGCGCAGACAACUAAAUCACCGGGCAGCGCACGAAAACAACAGAGUUCAUUUUAUUCAAUCAAAAACUCCUUCAAAACCUCAAGAAGAAUAAACGGAUCAGAACGGAAAUAGUGGAUUCGUUCCAAUUAAAAUGCGUCGCUGGAAAGUUGCUGAGGUUGCUGUACUGCUGUUUUUGGUGGGGUGUGUUCAUGCGCUGGACCGCACACUCAUGCUGUCCAAUGAGAGGAGCUCGAUAGAGAGAACAUACGAGCUGACCAAAUACCUGGACCACCAGCUGAAGGAGAUCAGAGACACCUACCUGUCGUACCUUGGGCCUCCAUUCAGUGAUCCCGGCUUCUCUCCUCCACGUCCCAACAGCUCCUCUCUGUCCGUGCCCAGUGCAGCUACACGCGUGGACUUGUGGCGCGGGCUGGAGAACGGUGCCCGUCUGGCACAGAACCAGCGGGCGUACAGCAUUCUCCUGUGUGCCGUGAGGGAGCUGGCGCGCUCCACCCUGUGCCCGUACCUCCAGAGCUCUCUCCUGCACUUUUGCUCCGGCCUCAGCGGGUUACUCGGCUCAAUAUCCGGCCUGAUGAACGCCCUGGGCUACACCAACCUGCCACCCUCCACAGGAUACGCCACACCCGCCCAAGGAUACGCCCCACCCAUGUCGUCACAGUUUCAGGGCGUGAGCGAGAACAGCCCCGCCCCUCUACGGAGUUACGUGCCUCGAAACAAAGGCGCUCACACCGCCUCCGGUGUGAGAGAGGGAACGACUCGGGCGGACCUCAAGCGGGACAGAGAGAGGGAGAGUAGGAGGAGAGGGAGGAGGAAAGAAGGAGAAAGUUGGGUCGCCAAAGAGGAGGGAGAAAAGGAGGAAGGAAUGGAGAGAUGGGGGAAAAGGAGAAGACUGCUGAGCUUGGAGGAGGAGAAAAUGAUCAAACUGAACAACAUGAACUACACAACUUUAAAAGUUGGAGACGGAGACAGAAAGCAGCCCCUACUCUUUUCCUCACCAUCCCUCCAUCCUCGUCGAUCUAUCCGUUCCCUGCCGCCUCGUCACGCUGGUCUCUCUCCUCUCUCGCUCCUCUAUCAGUACGGAGGGCCGGCCGCCGAGGUUCACGCUUUGCUGGCGGCCCCUGUGCUGUCAUCACAUCCCACUCCUAAUGACUUCUCCCGGAAAGUUGAGGGGUUUUGGGUCCUGCGGGAGCUGCAGAGCUGGCUGUGGAGAUCCGCGAAAGACUUCACCAGACUGAAGAAACGGCUACGCGCUUGAGAGAGAACCUAGUGAGCUGCCUCGCUGCCCUUUCAUAGACCAAAAAAAGGUUGUCUAUUGUCAAUAGUGUAGCGAUGUAUGAAGGACAAGUCACUUUCAGACCUAGUAGUUCUCAUCAAAUUCACAUGACCAACUAGAACCUGUUGCGAAAUUUGCAUCUAAGCAAAAUUCCCAAUUGCAUGGAUUCCUAUUGAAAUGACUGGAUUUCACCCAAAAAAAUAUGCCGAACAGCAGUAAAUGUGGCAUACAGCAUCUUAACAAGGAUGACUGAAGCCUUAUUAAUUAAUAAUCCAACCGAUUCCAACAGAGUUUGAUGAUAGCUUGUUGCUAAGCUAACAACAUGACACUCCAAUCACAAUAAAAAGCACAAAAGGCAUACUGUACAUUUUGGGUAAAAUAGUCAGGCAGGCAGUUACUGUGAAUUUUUGAUACUUUUCAACAUUGAAUGAAACAUACAUAGGUUUAACUAGAUUUCUAAUGCUUCAGCCACCAUGUUUACUUGCUUUUAGCAGUGCAUUCCGGGAUUGUCUUAUUUGCAAUCGAUAGAUGCAAUGCUGCCCCACUUUGGUCAAAACCAAAUGUCGUCCAUGUCAGGAGCUUGGAUAUGAUGCCUGUGGAAGCAGCUCACUAGGUUUUGGAACAGAGCAGAAGUGUGUGUGAAACAGAUUGAUUCAUGCUCUAUGGAUGGAGAUCUAAGGACUUGGUCAGAUGGUCACGCUUUGCACUAAAUAACCAAACAGAAAAGAGCCGCCAGUACGUCACAGACAAAGGGAAGAGAGCGCUCAUUGAGAGAGCGAGACGUGAUUCAGCAGAAGGAAAGUGAAUCAUGUCUGGAGUCAUGCAGUAGUGAAAGGGUCACUGGGCAAACUGGAGGAAAUGUGGCAUAACUAAAGAGACAAUGGAGAUUUUUUGCUGCCUCACAAACUGAGUCAGUAAUGCCUCAUUGACACUGACUCGUCUUUUUCCAGACACACACAAAUACACACCUACACAUUUGGAAACAAAUGCACAAAUUUGAUGCUCAGAUGGUGUGUGUGUAGGAACAGAAAAGUGACCAUGAAAGUUUAAUUUUCGGGCAUGGUACCAUGGUAAUAAUGUUUUCUUGAAAUGUACAAUGAUAACAAGCAUGGUGAUUUUUGUAGACACGUGCAGUACUGUGUAAAUACCAUGGUACGUGAAUGUGAUAAUUCAUUACCAUGGUAUAUAUCAAAGUACCACAGUGUUACUAUGUUUCUUGGCAUGAUACCAUGAUGACACUAAAGCCGCGUUUCCACCGCAGGAACUUUUCUCAGGAACUAGGAACUUUGAGGUGCU